AUGGCUCACUACCACAACAACAACGGGGCGUGGGCAGCUAGUCCCAGUGGUGAUAAUGAGGCUGGAGUCCAAUCCCAGCCGAUGGGCCUCAAGGUUCAUUAUACAUUCGACAAGGACAGCCAAGAACGCUGUCUAGCCCGGUGGCCUCAUACUCUGAACAUCCAGACAGUCCCGGUAGACGAGCGCAACUCAAUUGGUGUCGUUGACCUGCGAACAUGUCUUCAAGCCGUGGCCCAGUGCAGUCCGGAGAUUAUGGGGGAUGGAGACGUGGAUUAUACAGUAUAUGCCUUUGACUAUUCGGAACCAGACACACCACUUGUCGGGCAGGGCAUGUUGUCGAGAGCACUCAACCAGGGUUUUGAGGGGUCGAAUUCGCAGCCACAGCUUGUUACAGGACGGGUCACGCGGAACCUGCUCGCGAUAUUCGGCAAUGGUGUCCGCGAGACACUCGAGGUACGCCUCAAACUGACAGCAGUCAGUCGGCCUGCACAUGCAGCCCAGGUCAUCCGUGGUCACUCUCUGCCAGAACAGCGGCCGAACCCGGGCUUGCACCGCUCAAUGUCCACCAUGUCCGAAGCCAGUGAAUGGAACUCGUUCAUCCACUCGAACCCCAAUCUUGGUCAACCAUCCACGGGAUCUGCUACACAUUCUCCUGCCCUGGCACCAGCUCGGCCAUAUAACAACAGCUUUGAUGCUCGUAAUGAACCAAUGGCACCUGUGCCACAAAUUUCCCACGUGGGUCCUUCGAGCCGGCCAUCCUCGGUUGGCCCUACAAGAGAACUCGUUCCCAUCCAGGCGGCGCCUCCGCAUAUGAAUCAGAGCCGCCCUGGCCUUCCUGAGGAGGCUGCGCCGAUCCAGUCACUAGUCAAACCUGCGAAGCCUCAAUCAAGACCUUCUUCACGAGCCUCGAGUCGCGCGCCGACCGGCCGGCCAAGAGGACGCCCACGGAAGAAGCCACAACCUGUAGAGGGACACACAUCCGGGUACGAAGAUGGCACAGAUGCCGACGAUGGUCCACCAACCAAAAAGAGAGCAACGACUACGAAGGUUGAGCGCAGUAACACGGCCACGUUCGGUUCGGCCCCGGACUCACUUCGUGUAGCUGCGAGCACUUCUGGUUCGAUCAGAAACUUUCGGCCUAUUGUCCUCGGAGGCGAGGCGCAGAGUGGCGGUCAUCUACAGGAAAUUCCGAGAGCACCAACACCGGUGCCAAUUCCAAGAUUACCCAAUAGAAAGCUGGCGCCCACGAGCAGUCUAAGGCGGGAGUCUACUUCUGGCUCGACAGCUGAAAGACCAUUUACGACCUCAUAUCUCGACGUCAAUCGCUCCGCUACACAGAAUCAAGAUGGCCGCUCUCCCGAGUCGGCUGCGCCUUCGCCAUUCCAGAUCCACAGUGACGAGCCAAGCCCUGCCGAGAUUGGUUCUUCGCCGCCAGUACCUCGCUCAGCAAUGUACAGUAUGCGUUCAAGUCCAGCGCCAUCCAGCCCCAUCCUGCCACCGAUGCCCGCGUCCAUGCAGCAGGUUGACUCUGGUUUUAUGAGCGGUGGCAUUGACGAUGGUCGAGUGGAGGAUGACGAGCUUAGCAAGUUGCCCCCCACUACCGAUGCGCAGCCGCCUGUUAUCGCGAAGCCGAAGCCAAAGCGCAGCCGCUCCAAGAAACAGCCCGUAUCAAAGCAGAUUGAGAUGUCUGAACAGAACAAGGUACAAACUGGCGGCUCACUCGUCAUUCACGCGGAAACUCCUGGGCCGCCUGAGUUACUGCCUCAGACCUCCAUCUACAACCCUCCGCACUCAGUUGCCAAUCGAGCGCAGUCACAGCGCAAGGCCUCGCAGAAACCCAAUGCGCUUGCUGGCCCCGAGGCGUCAGGGGACACGGCGGCUGGAAAGUGCCAGCCAUCGGCGAUGUCACCUGUGGACCUGCCACCUCCUCGGCCGGUUGCAACCGCGCAGAUAGCAGACAGUGUGGCCGUCAUGUCCCCGGAUGAGCAGGCUUCGCAGAUUAUGUCACCAGAUGACGCAGGCUCGCAGGCCUGGUCUCCAGAGACUGCUAUGAUGUCGCAGGCAGAUCUACUGAAUCUCAUGCAGUCGCUUGAAGGUGGAUUCGGAGAUCGUACCGAGGCUCAGCAUCAUCUCGACAGUUUCCACUUUGGGGACGAGACCUUUACGCCAUUGGCCGACGAUACUCCCCAGGCCACCCAGCAGCUGCCAUUUCCGAGCGCCCCUACAGCAAAGCCUCAGCCAGUUCCAACUGCAGCCAAAAGCGAGAAGUCAGCCCCAGAACUCGAGCUCCCGGUGAUCCCGGCCAGCGAUCCAGUUUUCGGACAACUCUCUCUGCCAAUGCCGGCUUCGGAAUCUGCUCACCCGCGCACCGAUGCGCCUGAAGCGGACGGACGCUCGAAUAAGAACUAUGUCAAGCGGCAGGCUAUCAAGCAGAAGCUGGAGGAGGCCAUUCUUCUAGGACAAAUGCCGACAUUCUGCCGCAACUGCGGCGCGCUCCAGACACCGACGUGGCGCAAGAUUUGGAAGCAGACACAUAAAGGUAUUCCCGCGUACCACGAGUACUCCGAGAAGGCAGGUUGCGUCACAGCAAUCAACAUUUUGACUCGAGACGAGAACAACGUGUCCACUUCGUACGAGAUGAUCAAGAAAGCCCUGGGACCGACGGAUGACAAAUCCGAAUGGACCGAGAUCAGUCUUUGCAAUCCUUGCGGCAUCUGGUUCUCAAAGUGGAAGAAGCACCGGCCUGCGGAAAAAUGGGAGAAGGAUGAGUCUCGCCUCAACCAGACGCGGAAGAAGCGUAGUGCCGGCAGUGCUCCAGCCAGGAGCAAGAAGCCAAGGACCAAGAGCGAUGGGCAAAUGGGCCUGACUUCGGACGCCUGUUUACCCACGGAUCCUCUUGGUCCCCUCGAAGCACCGACAUCCCCCAAAGAGCAUAUCCAGCGGAGCAAGUCGGCCAACAGCGAGCAACAAAGCAGCAACGGCUCAGACACAGGCUCUGAGAGGACGAGGCAAAGAUCUGAUGGAGAGACAAAGUGCAUCUCGACUCAUUCUCGAGGCAGUGGUCGGGCGAACAGCCCGAUCGACCUGGACGACGGUCUUGGUCCGACGAGACGACUGCUCUUUCCCUCGCCCCGGAAAGAUGGAGAAACCAAAACUCUAGGCGAAGUUGCCGUUAACAUCGUGCAAACCUCACCGGAGUAUCUCGGCGACAAGAUGCGGGAUGGCGAGGAUGAGAAGGAAAACCAGCCGUCAAGCGCGAGCCGGGUCGCUAAUGACGACUUUGCGGAUCUUUUUGGCCCAACGCCCGCACGACCUUCGACACCGCCCCCCAAGUCUGCAGAGUCAAUGCCAUUCAAGACGCCUACGCGGCCACCCUCUCACCGGCCAGUGACUCGGAGCGUCACGCACUCGGUGCUUCGUUCUGGGCGAUCGCUCAAAUCUCCCAACCCUGCACUGAUGCUAGAGCGAACUCCGACACGGAGCGCGACCAAGACUCCCCGGUCUUCGGGUCGCAGGCGGACGCAGGCUGCUGCGCACAACUUAGACACCUUUGUCUUUGAUUCCCCCAUGACCAAGUCGAUCAAUCAGAUGCUGUCAGAGGCCAAUGGCUUCGAUGGCGAGCUUGACUUGAGCAUGCUAAACAGCGAUGACGCGACCCUCACGGUCGACGCCCAUUUUGACUUCAGCGCGCUUUUGAGCACUGAUGCGCCGAUGCCCAGCUCGCCACCUAUUUUACGCCAUGGCGGCACGUCUAUGGUGUCCUUUGGAGGCAGCCUGACUUACGAAGACACGAAUGCGAAUAUCUGGGGCCACAUUCCGGGCCAGGAAGACGCCGAGAAGCAGUGA
Molecule: messenger RNA, 3846 nt
Organism: Microdochium trichocladiopsis
Lineage: Eukaryota; Fungi; Ascomycota; Sordariomycetes; Xylariales; Microdochiaceae
Exons: 3
Coding region: 1-3846 (1281 amino acids)
Biological process (GO): rDNA heterochromatin formation; silent mating-type cassette heterochromatin formation; regulation of transcription by RNA polymerase II
Molecular function (GO): zinc ion binding
Source: RefSeq, a predicted model, not a curated record